This is a messenger RNA of Cyprinus carpio (common carp), 1204 nucleotides long. RefSeq names its product heat shock protein, alpha-crystallin-related, b15 (gene hspb15). NCBI's taxonomy places the organism in Eukaryota, Metazoa, Chordata, Actinopteri, Cypriniformes, Cyprinidae. Gene Ontology annotation, biological process: protein refolding; response to heat. The record is from RefSeq and is a predicted model, not a curated record. Gene Ontology annotation, molecular function: protein folding chaperone.
UAAAAGAAGUGAGCGGCAGCUUUCUGCAGCAUUUUACAAGUUGGUGAAUCAGAUUUACUCCUGUUGUAUCAGCAUCAGGCAUUGAAAAUUCUUAAAGUUCCAAGUGUUUUUCAGUUUUGAAAUUGUGUUUAAAGAUGCCCCGUCCUUUGUUUCAAAGAAAUGGUUGCUGGGAUCCUCUACAGGAAAAGACACAAAACCUUUUCGACCAAAACACUGAUCUCCCCUGUUUCCUCGAACCAGAUGAGGUUAGCUGGAUAGAAUCAGCAAGGAAAAGAUUGGGGACUUCAACCUGGCCAGGGUCUAUGCGUUUACCUCUCUUCAGCUCUUUGUGCAUGGAGAUUCCACCUAAAUCAUGUACUGGAUCAGAGGGACGUGUUUCUGAAACUGUCCGUGAACAAAUAAAAGGACAGCAAAACUGGAAAGUCUGUCUAGAUGUCAGUCCAUUUUCUCCAGAGGAGAUAAACAUCAAAACCAAGGAUGGAUAUUUGGAGAUAACAGGUAAUCAUGAAGAAAGGCAGGAAAAUCACAGGUUGAUCUCAAGAAGCUUUACAAGAAAAUACAAGCUUCCAGCUGACUUAGACCUAAAACAGAUCAACUCCAUACUGUCUCCAGAUGGUAUUCUCUCAGUUGAGGCCCCAUUACCUGGCUCUAAUAUCAGUCUACCUGGAGAGAUUGUCAUCCCUAUUCACAUGAUGGACAAACAGUUACCUGCAAAAUCAGACGAGCUGUGCCUAACUGGUAACAAGUAACUUGCAGUUCUAGUUAAGGGUUAGGCAUAGCCCAUCUGAUUUAAUAUGUAUGUGUACACGUGUUGAAAGUAAUGAAUGUGUUAACCUUUUGUUUUUGAUAGCUAAUAUUAGAAGGAUUUGUAAAUACUGGCUUUGCAUGAAAAUAUUUAUCUUGUUAUGAAUUAUUGCCAAACAUUACUAGAGACAGUAAUAUGCUAAAUUGAUGAGUUCUGCUGUUACUUUGGUUUAAAUACCAUUAUGCAAUACAUAAUUUGUGUAACCAGUAAGUAGAGAGAUUUGAUUUUCCAGUUCACUCAUUCUCAGGCUAGUAUUAAAAAAAAAAGAAGAAGAAGUAAAGGGCUUCAUACUCGUGUCAUAUAAUGCUAGGACAAUCCUUCAGAUAUUGAGAGACUAUUUCAGUACAUCUGUUUUGAGAAUGGUGGAAAUAAUAUAACAAUAAAGUAAUGUAAAUAUAA